CACACCAUAGAGGCGUUGCGAAUACCGGAAGUACAAACCAGUGUUGACAGACAGUGUGAGCUGCUGUCAAUGUGUUGAAUGGCAAGAAUGGUGAGGGUUGUUCUGGUGACCGGUGCAAACAGUGGCGUCGGCUUGGCCCUGUGUGAGCGUCUCCUGAGCGACGAUGCUCAGCUGCAGCUGUGUCUGGCCUGCAGGAAUGAGCAGAAGGCCGCCGCGGCCCGUCAGUCCUUGCUCAUCUCCCACCCUAAAGCCCACGUUUCUCUCGUUCGGCUAGACGUGGGCAGCAUGCACUCCAUCCUCAGAGCUGCCGAGGAGAUUAGGCAGAGAUAUAACAGGAUUGACUACCUCUACCUUAAUGCUGGGAUCAUGCCUAGUCCGCAGGUGGAUCUCAGGGCUCUCUAUAAAGGCCUGUUUUCUGGUAAAGCAAUCCACAUGUUUUCUACGGGAGAAGGGCUACUGACACAGAAAGACAGCAUCACAGCUGAUGGUCUACAGCAAGUGUUUGCUACCAACCUGUUCGGUCACUUCUUAUUGGUUCGGGAAUUGGAGCCCCUGUUAUGCCAACCAGGCCACAGCUCUCAGGUGAUCUGGACCUCGUCUAGCAAUGCACGCCGUUCAGCUUUCAGUCUUGAUGACCUGCAGCACAAGCAAGGUGUAGAACCAUACAGCUCCUCUAAAUAUGCAUCUGACCUGCUGAGCCUGGCCUUGAACCGCCAUUAUAACAGCCAGGGUCUGUACUCAUCAGUGACCUGUCCUGGAUUAGUGAUGACUAACCUCACAUAUGGAAUCCUACCCUCCUUCAUCUGGACCCUUAUCAUGCCUAUAAUGUGGCUGAUAAGAAUUUUCACCAAUACUUUCACCCUCACACCUUAUAACGGGGCUGAGGCUUUGUUUUGGCUGUUCAAGCAAAAACCAGAGUCACUGGAUCCAAUGGUCAAAUACCACAGCUUAACCUCUGGACUGGGAAACAAUUACACACGUACUCACAAGAUGGAGAUUGACGACACUACGUCCGCAGCGCUCUAUGAGAACCUUCUAGAAAUGGAGAAAGCGGUGCGAAAGAAACUGAAAGAUGAAGACGUAGAACAUGCUAAAUAAAUAAACCGAUCACAAAGUAUUUAAGCUUUUACAUUUAAAUAGCUCAUGGACAUUUUUAAAUAUAGAUUCCAUGUGGUCUUUAGUUGAAAGAUACUCUCUUCAGUAUAGUUAUUACGAUUUUUAUUUUUUGUGCAUGUACGGAUUACCAUACGAAACACAGGUGUGCCUUAUGUGGUUUCAUUUUAACCAGACACUAAAACAUUCCAACAGUAAAAUAUAUAUAUAUUUUUAAACCUC
Molecule: messenger RNA, 1335 nt
Organism: Ictalurus punctatus (channel catfish)
Lineage: Eukaryota; Metazoa; Chordata; Actinopteri; Siluriformes; Ictaluridae
Gene: hsd17b7
Product: hydroxysteroid (17-beta) dehydrogenase 7
Exons: 9
Coding region: 79-1098 (339 amino acids)
Biological process (GO): cholesterol biosynthetic process
Cellular component (GO): endoplasmic reticulum membrane
Molecular function (GO): 3-beta-hydroxysteroid 3-dehydrogenase (NADP+) activity; 5-alpha-androstane-3-beta,17-beta-diol dehydrogenase (NADP+) activity; estradiol 17-beta-dehydrogenase [NAD(P)+] activity
Source: RefSeq, a predicted model, not a curated record